GUGAGCGAGUUGAAGAGAAGGGUGCGUGUUUUUUGGAGGGUGUGUAACUUUGACAAGAGCGGUGUUUUCGUGAGGCAGCAAGCAGCUCGACGGGGGGAGGACCCAUGCAACCUGCUGGUCGGGGGGGGAAAAGAGAGGGAGAGAAAGUUGUGCGAAGUUUGGUGAGUCGGUGGUUCAGACCGACCGUUAGCGGCAGCAGCAGCAGCUCGGACGGGGAAGAUGGCGCAGCGCUGCGGCCGUGCCACGUCUUGGCUUACUGGACAAAUACAGAUACAUCCCGGGAAGAUAACAACGACUGCGGUUUGGCUGCUUUUGUGCCUUCUUUUUCCUCCUGCCGCGGAGGCUGGACUGUACUCCAGCUCUGACCAAGUCAUCUUGCUAACUCCGGAUAAUGUGCAGUCGGUUUUGAUCAACUCCACAGCUGCUAUAGUUGUGGAGUUCUACGCUUCGUGGUGCGGACACUGUGUCGCCUUCUCCCCCGUGUACAAAAGUCUGGCGAGAGACAUUAAAGAGUGGAAGCCAGCUGUGGACUUGGCAGCUGUAGACUGUGCUGCAGAGGUGAACAGCAAAAUCUGCACUGGCUUCGGCAUCACGGGGUAUCCCACAAUAAAGUUCUUCCAUGCUUAUUCCAAGGCUGGUUCUAAAGGACAGGCUAUGAAAGGUUUCCCUCGAGAAGUUCGGGGCCUCCGUCACAGGAUCAUAGACAAACUUGAAACCCAUUCGGAGCCCUGGCCCCCUGCCUGCCCUCCACUGGAGCCCACCAGCCAAGCAGAGAUUGAAAGCUUCUUUGAGACAAACAACGUGGAACACCUGGCUCUGAUCUUUGAAGAGGCUAAAUCCUACAUUGGCCGAGAGGUAACUCUAGACCUGUUACAGUUUGAGAACGUUGCAGUGCGGAGAGUCCUGGACACUGAAGCAGACCUGGUAACCAAACUGCGAGUGAGAGAGUUUCCAUCUUGUUACCUUUACUACCCUGGAGGCAACUUCACCAGACUCCAAGUCAAAAUUGAGGCCCGUGCUUUCUACACGUACGCCCUCCAGAGGCUGCCAGGGGUGGUGCGAUCAGGAAAGCCCCCACCAGUCAUCACAGAAGUCCAAACCAACAACACGGAGGAGUCCUGGAGACCUUUCAACACGUCCAGGGUGUACAUGGCAGACCUGGAGUCAACGCUGCACUACUCUCUGCGUGUGGAGCUGGCUGCUCACACUGUCAUCAGAGGAGAGGCCCUGGUUUCUCUCAAGAAGUACACAUCUGUACUUUCAAAGUAUUUCCCAGGCCGUCCAGUGGUGAUGAACCUUCUGAGGUCUGUGAACAGUUGGCUGCAGAACCAGACGGGUGAUGAGAUUUCAUAUGAGGCACUCAAAAAAAUACUGGAUAACUCAGCACUGUCUCCAAACACAGCUUUGCCUGAAGGAGUGAGGUGGGUGGGCUGUCAGGGUUCACAACCUCACCUGAGACGUUACCCUUGUGGGGUGUGGACUCUCUUCCAUGUUCUCACUGUCCAGGCCAAGAACGUGGGAGGCACCGAUCCCCAGGAGGUGCUGAGAGCGAUGAGAGGCUACGUCCGCAGCUUCUUCGGCUGCAGGCCAUGUGCCGGGCACUUCGAGAACAUGGCGAGGGAGAGUAUGGAUGAGGUGAACACGUUGUCUUCGGCUGUCCUGUGGCUUUGGUCCAGACACAAUCGAGUUAACAACAGACUGGCAGGUGAUUUAAGUGAGGACCCCAACUUCCCAAAGAUACAGUGGCCUUCACCAGAGAUGUGUCCAGCCUGCCACACAGUGAAGAAUAAUGGGGAUCACAGGUGGAACAAUGACCAGGUCCUCCCCUUCCUCCUGUCCUACUUCUCAUCGGCCAGCAUCCUCACAGACUAUCUCGAAGAUGAAAGCCAGGUCCUGGCAAAGCAAAGAGAGAAACAUGAGCGUCAGCAGCAAGCUAGAGAGGCUCAGGAACAUGGAGAGAGGAAAGCCAGGGAGGCUUUGGACUCCAUGAGACUCCCUCUACCAUCCCAUGCCACCGAGCCAGAAGAGGAGGAGGAGGACGAGGGGGAGGAGGAGGAAACAAUGGUAGAUGAGGAGGAGGAAGGUGGGGAAGGAGUAGCAGCGGCAGAUGACAUCGGGGGUAAGACGUCCGAGCCGACCCCCUGGGCGAAACCUGAAAUGGAAGUGGGUCGAGGCCGGCGGCGGGCACACGGGAGGCCGAGCAUCGUGGGGAUGAGGAUGCGAGAGCCGCAGGAGGACAUCGUGGACCUCGACUCGUUCGUCAACCAGCACUACAAGGCCAAGGCCAUGCAGCUGGCCGCCUCAAGCCGGGUCAAACAACGAACCCUGCAGAGGAAGGAGGAGCAGGAGCCCGUGCCCGUGUUUGGCCUCGGCAUGGAGCUGGACGCAGGGCUCGGGAUGGUGGGCCUGCAGCCUAUAGAAGAAGACUUUGAGCUGGAUGUGGGGCGACAGAGGAAGCGGCUGCAGAAGCGAGAAUUGGCAGGCCGCUACUUUAAUGAGGAGGCUGAGUUGAGCCACAGAGGACGCUGGAUGUCUAUGCUGAGCAUCGGAUUCUCCAACGUGGACAUCAGCCUGUGUGUCAUUCUUUACCUCAUGUCGUCCAUGUGUCUGCUCACCAUGUUCCUUUUCUUCAAAAACCGCCACAAGCUACGACGACCUAAAGUAGCCCUGCCCUGAACCAGACUCUAAAUUUCACCUGAGUCAGCUAUGAUUUACUUUCAUUAGGUUCAUGUAGGCUAAGGUUGGGGAUAGUGUAAGGGGAUGUGUGAAGAUUAGAGCCAUCUUAGAUGGUCCACUUAACUGCUACCUGCAGCCAGAGCAGGCAGCAGCACUGGUGGAUGUGUUGUGUGUAUCUGGAGAAGAGGAGAAGGGAAAUUACCCUAAAAAUCUUUGAAAAUGUGUUCAGUUCUUCAACCUUUCACUGAAUCUGUCCUCCAGAGCUUUUCAGGCAGCAACUGGAUCUCUUCAUGUUUAUGUUUAUUACCACCAGAGGGUUUCUGUUUAGGGGUUGUGCCAUGGUUGUGUGAGUUAAAGAUAUUCAGCUGUGCUUUUGAUUCUGUUUGACCACUUAUGAAGGAUGAUUUUUGGUGCUUUCUUACAUUUGUAACAGUCAGUUGUUACUUCUUUUAUUUCUUUAAUAUCCUAGACGAAGACCUUCCACUGCACAUCCUUGUGUACUGUGACCAAAAAGAUUUAAAUUUAUCCCAUUUUUUGUAGAUGUACACAUUAAGAUAUUUGAAUCAUUUGAACUAAAUACUCAAAAAGAUGAUUCUUAAGUGAUUUUUUUUAGAAUUAUUUGUUUAAUGUCUUGCAUUUCCCUGCAGUCAGUUAGGAGAGUUUUGUGUUUAUUUUUACACUCUGAAUUUCAUGUCAUGAUCAGCAGGUUAAAGAAGGUCCCUGAAGUCUUUGUGGUUUUCUACAGUUUGUUGACUGUUGCAUCAUUUUUGUUUAAUACUGUGACUAACUUUCACCAGAUCAGCCUUUUGUGGAUCAGCUCCUCUGAGGUGACGUACAAGAUGUUACACCAAGCGUUAUGUCACGUCUUUGAAUAUUUCUCCACACUGCUGAGUCCACAGAAAACCAUGCGGGUUGUGUAUGAAGUGUUGUGGAGCGACGCAUAUGUUCACACUGGACGAGGUUUUAGAAUAAGCAGGAUUUGUUUUUGGCUCGUGUCCACGAUGUAAAGCUGCGGCUGGUCAUCUCAAAAACACUGUGUUUUUCUGUUUUCUUCUUUGCUUCGGAAUCAAUAAAAUUAUUUUUGAUAAGGA
This is a messenger RNA of Acanthopagrus latus (yellowfin seabream), 3767 nucleotides long. It is a transcript of the gene qsox1, whose product is annotated as quiescin Q6 sulfhydryl oxidase 1. Lineage: Eukaryota; Metazoa; Chordata; Actinopteri; Spariformes; Sparidae. Gene Ontology annotation, molecular function: flavin-dependent sulfhydryl oxidase activity; protein disulfide isomerase activity. Gene Ontology annotation, cellular component: Golgi membrane. The transcript is spliced from 13 exons. The coding region runs from base 220 to 2676 and encodes 818 amino acids. The record is from RefSeq and is a predicted model, not a curated record. Gene Ontology annotation, biological process: protein folding.